CAGAGGGAGAGCAUCUCUGUGUGUUUGAGGCCAGCUUCAUCUCCGUAGUGAGUUCCAGGACAGUCAAGGCUACAUAGAGUCAAUGACUCAAAAAUGUAAGGUUAAUAUUUUAGACAUUUUUGUACUUACAAAGUUGAAAACUUAUAAAUCACCAUUUUAACUGAAGUUAGGAAAUUGAAGAAGUUUAAGUAGCUGUUAAGAUAGUUUCAAAACAUAAAAUACCAAAAAGCAUGCUGGCCAUACCGCUAUUGCAUCGAAGGUUGUACAGUAUUUUUUGGGAAAUGCUGAAUCCAAAUAGAGUAAUACUCACACAGUGGUUACUAACUAAAGGAUUCAACAGGUGAAAAGCUAGUUCUCCCCAAUCAAUUCACAAAAUCAAUGAAAUCUUAUACAUUUCUUUUCUUCAUAUAUAUUUUCUGUGGAAAUUCAAGCAGAAUAAUUUUAAGUUUUUGAUUUUUAAAGAGGAAAAAAAUUGAAGUUACUAACACAAAGGAAUAGUCCACAGAACAAUAACUGAUACAUCCAUCUUCUCUUCUGCAAAGUGUCCUAUGAAGAAAGUGAAAAGGCAAACUGCAGAUUGGGGAAAUGUUCCCAAAGGACAUAUUUCAGAAAGGAUGUGUGCAAUAUGCAGGAUUUUAAAAACUCAACAACAACAAAACCAGCGCCAGGCAAAAACACUCUAAGACACAUUAGCAACCAAGACACACAGAUGGUCAGUAAGAGUGUGAAAAACUGUUACAAAUUGUAUGUCUUUCAAGAAAUACUAAGCCAAGUACUACAACCAAAUUACAGGACACCAACAUCACCAAAUGUUGAGGACGGUGUGGAGCACCAGGAACUCUGAUUCUUGGAUGAUGUGAUUGGCAACCAAUAUGGCCACCUCGGAAGACAGUUUAGUAGUUUCUUGCAAUGUCAAGUGUACUCUUACUGUGUCAUCCGGUCAUCAUGUUCUAUAGUAUUCAUGCAAGGGAACAGAAAAUACAGGCACAAAAAAUAUUUGAACACAGAUGCCUCUGGAGACUUGAUUCAUCAAUGUCAAAAACUUACAGUAACUGAGGCAGGCAGAUCUCAGAGCAAGUUCCAGGACAGCCUCCAAAACAAUACAGAGAAACCCUGUCUCGAACCCCCCCUCAAAAAUCAGUGAUUUCCCAAUUUCAGAGAGGCAGAGAAAUACACAGAUUUAAAGGAUUUGGAGGCCAAGAAACUAUUCCAUUUGAUAAUCUAAAGGUAUGGAUAAACUGUGAUAAGUUGUCCAAAUCUACAGGAUAUACAGCAUCAAAUAAAAAAACAUAGUCUACAGUUUGGGCUUGGUGACGAGGAUCUGUGAAUGGGAGCUGGAGAAUUGUUCUGAGGAUAAGAGCCUGGUAUAGGUAGUGAGUCCCAGGACAGCCAUUGUGAAACCCUGUCUUGGAAAACAAAAGCAAACAAAAGAUGUGUUAGCUGGGUAUGUUGUUGCAGUCCUUUAAUCCCAGCACUUGAGAAACAAAGGCAGGAGGAUCUUUGAAUUUGAGGCCACACAGGACUAUGGAGUAGUUCCAGGACAGCCAGGGCUACACAGAGAAACCCUGUCUCAAACAAACAAACAAAAAGAUACAUUAAUAUAGGCUUAUCAAAGAUGACAAAUGUACAAGUUUAGGGUAUUAAUAAUGUGGAAGGCUGUGUGUAUUUGUGGCCAAGAAUAUAGGGAAAAUUUCUGUACUUACAAUAAUUUUCCCAAACAUAAAAAUUUGCAAUACAUAUAUUUGAAAAAGGAUUACAUUCAGAAUACAGGAUUCUAUCUAUCUAUCUGUCUGUCUGUCUGUCUAUAUUUCGUCUCUCUUCCCCUCUCUCUCUUUCUUUUGUGAUAUGGUCUCACUUUGUAGCUCUGGCUAUCCUGAAACUCACUAUGUAGACCAGGAUGGCCUUGAACUCACAGAGAUCUGUCUUCCUCUGACUCCCAAGUGCUGGAAUUAAAGGUGUGUGCCACUAUGCCUGUCUUCACAAGAUUAUUUCUGCAGGAAAAUGCUCCAAAUAGAAACAUGUAAAACACCUAAAUACUACUUUCAAAACAAUGUAUCAUAAUAAAAAUAAUUCAUGUGACAAUGUGGAUAAUUUCAUUAAUCACCAGAGAAAUGCUAGUUAAGUUUAAGAUAUAGUGUCAUUUGUGCUCAUAAGAGUGGUUAAAACUGAAAUGAUAACAGAAAAUGUUGACAACACCAUAGAGCACAUGGAACUCCCAUUCUGUUGCCUUUUGCUUAAGUUUUACCGUGCUGCGAAUCAGUCUUGAGUAUGCUGAACAAGGGUUCUACAGCUGACAUGUAUCUCUACUCUUCAGGUUUUUUCUUUUUUUUCUUUUGAAGUGUAUAAUAUACUGCCCUUGAACUUAUAAGCCUCCCUUCAGUGUCUCGCCAUGCUAGGAUUACAAACACGCGCCACCGUGGCUGAUCCAGCAACCCUACAUUUUUAGAAAAAAAUACCUUACAAUCCAGGCUAAAUCUCAAUGGAUUAUCACAUUUGAAUGCAUACUAAUCCAAACAUUCAAAGUAAAUCGCAUCAAAAUCGCAUGUACAACAAUGUUUGUAGCAUUAAAAACUUAAGACAUUCACCAGCUGGAGUAGACACAGUGAAUCAUGACACACAGGAGUAAUACGAAAUAAUGAUAAGAAAUCUAGUUAGGACAACUUGUCACAACUCGACUUCACAAAGCUGAUGUUGAAUGACACAGGGCCGGCAUAAGAGAGAAGAGCUCUACAACCACGCUUCAUAAAAAUUCUGGUAAAUACAGAGUCACGUGCAAUGGUAGUGGCCAAUGUGCUACUUUUGUGGAGAGGGUUGAUCAAGAAAUAAUGACCAGAGGGAGCACAAUAUAUUUUUGCAUAUUUUAGCUUUGCUUUAGGUUCCUACUUAUAGAAACAUAUUAACCAUUGAAAAUAUUCCUGUGUGUCCCUUCUGAAUGAAUGUUCUAUAUCAAAGCAAAAUUAAAUUAUAAAAAAUUGGAUUUUUCUGUAUAAAAUUAAUGAAAUACCAUUUAAUUUAUUAUAAGCCCAUAAAAAGUUUCUUCAUGUUCUCUAAAGAAUUUAAUUAAGAUUACUAUGCUAUAUUAAGAAACUAUAUUAUGAAUAUACUAGCUCAUCAAAGGUAUGUUUAUAAAUACUAGGAGUUAACAUAAACUCUUGUAUUAGGAGAAGCAACUGUAUCUCAAAAACAGGCUUAGAAUUUAGAAUGUCAAAACUAUAUGCAAUCAUAAAAAUGGACGCGUGGUGGUGCUGUAGACUAAGCGUGAGACUACCAGCUCUGCAGAUUCCCAGGAAACUAGAGAAAUCUGAAAAUCAGAACGCUGUCUGCUCCCCAGAAGGACAACACAUUUAAGUGUGAACCAGGGGAGAAACGCCCAGGGAUGGUAGGGCGUUAAAGAAGAUUUAAUUGGAGGUUAUUCACCAAACUAUCUUUGUGGAUUGAAAACAAUUAGAAGAAGCAACGCCCUCUGGACUGCAUCUGAACAAUGGAGACAGCCCUAGCAAAAACGCCACAGCAAAGGCAAGUCGUUUUUAUUGCUAUGCUGCUGCUUUUGUGGGAGUCUGGCUCUGAGGCAAUUAGAUACUCCAUGCCAGAAGAAUCAGAGACUGGCUACUUGGUGGCUAACCUGGAAAGAGAUCUGGGGCUCAGGGAGGGGGAGCUGGCCUCUAGAGGGGCACGAAUCCAUCACAGAGGAAACAAAGAGCUCUUGGGGCUGGAUGCAGAGACCGGAAAUUUGCUAUUAAAGGAAAAGCCAGAUCGCGAGGUGCUGUGUGCGGCGACAGACCCUUGUGUGCUGCACUUCCAACUCAUACUCGAGAACCCUGUGCAGUUCUUCCAAACAGACCUUCAGCUCACGGAUGUAAACGACCAUUCUCCGGAGUUUCCCCACAGGGAAAUGCUCCUAAAAAUCCCUGAGAGUGCCCAACCAGGAACCGUGUUUCCUCUGAAGGCAGCUCAGGAUUCUGACAUAGGGAGCAAUGCUGUUCAGAACUACACAGUCAGCCCCAACCUCCAUUUCCAUGCGGUCACUCACAGUCGCGCUGAUGGCAGGAAAUAUCCAGAGCUGGUGCUGGACAGAGGCCUGGACAGGGAGGAGCAGCCUGAGCUCACUUUGACCCUCACUGCUGUGGAUGGAGGGUCUCCGCCCAGGUCUGGGACCACCACAGUUCGCAUUGAAGUCGUGGACAUCAAUGACAACGUCCCCCAGUUCCUACAGUCGCUCUAUGAGGUGCAGGUCCCUGAGAACAGCCCCCUUGGUGCCUUAGUUGUCGCGGUCUCUGCCAGGGAUUUAGAUGCUGGGAUAUAUGGGAAUGUCGCCUACUCUCUGUUUCAAGGUGGUGGAGCUUCUCAACCGUUUGUAAUAGACGAGGUCACAGGAGAAAUCCAUCUUAUAGGGGCUUUGGACUUUGAGUCAACACCCUACUAUAACAUGGAAAUUAUAGCCACAGACAGUGGAGGCUUUUCAGGAAAAUGCAGUGUAACUAUUCAGGUGUUGGAUGUGAAUGACAACGCUCCUAAACUCACCAUAUCUUCGCUCACUGCUUCAAUCCCAGAAAAUGCUCCUGAGGCUGUAGUCGCUGUCUUCAGUGUUUCUGACCCAGAUUUCGGGGACAGUGGAAGGAUGGUGUGUUCCAUUCAGAAUGAUCUUCCAUUUCUUUUGAAGCCCACAUUCGAGAAUUACUACACUUUAGUGACAGAGGGAGCACUGGACAGAGAGAGCAGAGCUGAGUACAACAUCACCAUCACAGUCACCGACCUGGGCAUACCCAGGCUCACAACCCAGCACACCAUAACAGUGCAGGUGUCUGACGUCAACGACAACGCCCCCGCCUUCACACAAACCUCCUACACCCUGUUUGUCCAGGAGAACAACAGCCCCGCCCUGCACAUAGGCACCAUCAGCGCCACAGACUCAGACUCAGGCUCCAAUGCCCGCAUCACCUACUCGCUGCUGCCCAGCCACGACCCGCAGCUGGCCCUGGACUCGCUCAUCUCCAUCAAUGCCAACAACGGGCAGCUGUUCGCGCUCAGAGCGCUGGACUAUGAGGCCCUGCAGACCUUCGAGUUCCGCGUGGGCGCCACAGACCAAGGCUCGCCGGCUCUCAGCAGCCAGGCACUGGUGCGCGUGCUCGUGCUGGACUCCAAUGACAAUGCGCCCUUCGUGCUCUACCCGCUGCAGAACGUAUCUGCGCCCUGCACAGAGCUGCUGCCCAGGGCGGCGGAGCCAGGAUACCUGGUCACCAAGGUGGUGGCUGUGGACCACGACUCUGGCCAGAACGCCUGGCUGUCGUUCCAGCUGCUCAAGGCCACAGAGCCAGGGCUGUUCAGCGUGUGGGCUCACAAUGGCGAGGUGCGCACCUCCAGGCUGCUGAGUGAGCGCGAUGCUCCCAAGCACAGGCUGCUGCUGCUGGUCAAGGACAAUGGCGACCCUCCCAGGUCUGCCAGUGUCACUCUGCAUGUGCUGCUGGUGGAUGGCUUCUCUCAGCCCUACCUGCUUCUGCCUGAGGUGGCAAGCAACUCUGUCCAGGAUGAGGAUGCACUCACGCUGUAUCUGGUCAUCGCCUUGGCAUCUGUGUCUUCGCUCUUCCUUUUGUCUGUGCUGCUGUUUGUAGGGGUGAGGCUGUGCAGGAGGGCCAGGGCGGCCUCUCUGGGUGGUUGCUCUGUGCCUGAAGGACACUUUCCUGGACCCCUGGUGGAUGUCAGUGGCACUGGAACCCUCUCCCAGAGCUACCAGUAUGAAGUGUAUCUUACCGGGGAUACUGGAACUGGUGAGUUCAAAUUCCUCAAACCCAUGAUUCCCCAGCUGUUGCUUCAGAAUCCUGGGAGAGAAAUUAAGGAAAAUCACCACUGCAGGGAUAGCUUUGUAUUUGGCUAGCUUUUGUAUUUGGUUAGGUGAAUUUAUUUUUGCCAAAUCUACAGUAAAAUGUUUCUCGUGAGUGAAUUGUAUUUUACUGGCUCUGUAAUCAAAUCAUGUAUUUCCUCCAUUACUAAAUUUUUUUCUUUCUUGAUAUCUAUUGCACUAGUAGUUUCAGGCAUAUGAAUAUUAGCAACACAAUAUCUUUAUGCUUCAACAUAUGCAUUACAUUAGCUCAAGAAUUAGACAACAAAAGACAUUUUAUUUGACGUGCUUUAGGUUUUGUAUAGUUUUUUUGUUUUUAUUUUGUUUCAGACAGGAUAUCACUAACUGAAUAUAUAUAUAUAUUUGUAUAUAUGUAUAUAUGCUUGUCUCAAACUAAUAGAUAUGCAUCUCUCUCUGUCUCCUAUAUGCCACCUACUUUACUGUUUUUACCACAAAUUUUAAAGUUUUUAUACCCAAAUUAUUUACAUAUUUUCACUUUAUUCUAUUGCUAUUGGAUAUUUAUAUAGGAUCUCUUAAGUGCUCACCAUAAAUUCUGUUAGUGAGCUUCACUCACAGCUGAAGUUUCUUACCGUCACUCUCAGUAGUCUGGAGUUUAACAAGGUGCUUGUCUUACAAAUAAGCAACCAGUGUAUUAAAAUAUUAAGACACUAGAAUCGUGAACUUUUCUUCCAUGGACUGCAUGUGCUAGAGGUUGGCUGCAUUAUUUGUCCACUACCCACCUAGCACAAAUAUUAAUGUUAGCAGCCUCACUUGUAAAAAAGCAAAGGGAUAACCUCAUGUAUUACUGACUUGUCCCCUCUGUCACUGAACAAAUAUGUUAGAGACUGAGGGUGUAAUCAGUGGCAGACCAUACAUGCAUGCCAGGCUCUAGACACGCUUCCAAGAAGCAGAUCAACAAUCAAACAGACAAAGAACCCCACCUGGUAAAUCACUGCUUGACACAAUAAUGCUCAAAAGCUAAUCUGAGCAGUAGAAGUAACCACUGAAAUCCUGCAAAGAAUCCAGACCUUACGUGGUCUCAUCUUUUUAAUCCACCAAUAAAGGUGUACAUGGAGCUCUUGUGGUUCUGGCUUGUGAACUGGAGAUGGAGAACCACCCACCUUCUGGGCAUGCCAAUGGAGGUUAUCAUGCUAGGUUAACAGAGGUUGGAAGAGCAUUGUGGGUGGCACCAUUCCCUGGGCUGAGACCCUGAACUAUGUGAGGAGGAGAAAGUGGGCUGAGCCCAAGCCUCGUUGCUCCCUUCUUCCUGCCUGGAGAUGCAGUGUGAUCUUGUUCAAGCGUGUGGCUUUCACCUUCGCUGUCAUGGUGCAGUCUUGAUCUGUGAGGCCCAAACCCUCCCUACUUUAUCCUAGAACUAGGAAAAGUAACUAAGACAGCCUUAUUGGAAACCACACCCAGAGGCUUGUGCAUUCUAAGCAUGCUGUUCCCCGUGGCUCCCUUCUAGUUUAUAGUAAUGUAUACAUUUCCUUUGGUUCUCCUGCAGUUUCUCCUAGCCUUUCAAAAGACUCUGGAGAUUUAGGGAAAUUUCCAUAUUCUAUUUGAUUCUGGCUAUCACUUCUGAUAAUUUCCACCUUUUAUUAUUUUGUAGCUAUGGAAAGCAAAACAUUUUUUGUGAUAUUUAAUAAUUAUCUUCUGUUUUGUUAUUUUGUGUAACCAUGAAAUAUUCUCAGUUAAUUCAAUGUUUCAAUUGUGCUGUCUAUUGCAUAAUACAAAAAUUAUUGGUUUUUAAUUGACUUGAAUUGUAAUGAAUUAAACUGAAUUAUAAUGAACUUAUAUUCAAUGAGUCAAAAAAGCUCAUUAUGUGGUUUCUAAAAGUUAAAUUCAUAAUAAUACAACUGAAAGAAAACUUUACUCAACCUUUGCCAGAAUAUUAACAAUUGAAGAGCUUGGUUUAUAAUCUAAUAUCUUUCUACGUUUUACUUUUUAGUUAGUGUAUACUCAUUGUACAAAGCAAUGGAUUUCCUUAUGAUGUUUUCAUGACUGAACAUAAUGUAUACACAUGAAUCAUGUUUAUCCUUUGCUUGUUUUUAAAUCUCAAGUGUCAUUCCUUGGAGUUCAAGUAUUUGCAUCUUUCCCUGAAUUAAUGUUUCCUCCCCUAAGGAUGUAAUGGAAUAUAAAAAUAAGAUUGCUGACCUUCCCUAA
This is a messenger RNA of Mesocricetus auratus (golden hamster), 7999 nucleotides long. Its product is annotated as protocadherin beta-6-like. Gene Ontology annotation, biological process: homophilic cell-cell adhesion. The record is from RefSeq and is a predicted model, not a curated record. Lineage: Eukaryota; Metazoa; Chordata; Mammalia; Rodentia; Cricetidae. The coding region runs from base 3482 to 5872 and encodes 796 amino acids. The transcript has a single exon. Gene Ontology annotation, molecular function: calcium ion binding. Gene Ontology annotation, cellular component: plasma membrane.